Blastomyces gilchristii SLH14081 is the source of this 3724-nucleotide messenger RNA. RefSeq names its product U3 small nucleolar RNA associated protein. Bases 32 to 1375 code for a protein of 447 amino acids. Gene Ontology annotation, cellular component: small-subunit processome; nucleolus. Gene Ontology annotation, biological process: maturation of SSU-rRNA from tricistronic rRNA transcript (SSU-rRNA, 5.8S rRNA, LSU-rRNA). The record is from RefSeq and is a predicted model, not a curated record. Lineage: Eukaryota; Fungi; Ascomycota; Eurotiomycetes; Onygenales; Ajellomycetaceae. The transcript has 3 exons. Gene Ontology annotation, molecular function: protein binding.
ACGCAAGCAAAUACCUGGCCCGUAGCACAUUAUGAAAAUAAAAGCACUUUCUAGAUCCGCUGCGGCGUUGCAGGAGCCAGGCUCAAAUACCUCUAAGCUCCCUCGAAAUCUCGAUCCCGCACAGCAUCCCUUCGAGAGAGCUCGGGAGUAUACAAGGGCCCUCAAUGCCACAAAGCUUGAACGCAUGUUCGCCGCGCCCUUUGUGGCACAAUUAGGCAAUGGACAUGUGGAUGGUGUAUAUUGCUUAGCGAAAGACCCAGUGUCGCUUGAACGUUUCGCCAGCGGAAGUGGUGAUGGAGUUGUCAAGGUCUGGGAUCUGGCGACGCGGGAUGAGAUAUGGCAUGCUCCGGCACACGAGAACAUCGUCAAGGGCAUGUGUUGGACGUCAGAUAGUAAACUACUCUCAUGCGCAGCCGACAAAACAAUCAAACUAUUCGAUCCCUACGGUUCUGCAUCUGAGACCCCUCCGCUCGCAACGUAUUUUGGGCAAUCUGCAUUCACCGGUGUUUCUCACCACGAAACCCACCCCUCAUUUGCCGCAUCCUCGUCCGUAAUUUCCAUAUACGAUUUAUCCCGUCCAUCCUCCACACCCUCUCAAACCCUCCACUGGCCCACGAACACUGACACAAUCACCGCCCUCGCCUUUAACCGGACGGAAACGUCCAUUCUCGGCUCCACGGCCACUGACCGAUCGAUCAUACUGUAUGAUCUCCGCACCUCAUCUCCGGUUACGAAAAUGAUUCUCAAACUUGCGUCAAAUGCGAUAUCCUGGAACCCGAUGGAAGCUUUUAACUUUGCCGUUGCCAAUGAGGACCAUAACAUAUAUAUAUUCGAUAUGAGGAAGAUGGACCGCGCGUUGAACGUGCUGAAAGACCAUGUUGCAGCUGUCAUGGAUGUUGAGUUUAGUCCGACGGGAGAAGGCUUAGUUAGUGCCUCAUAUGACCGCACUGUGCGAUUGUGGGAUCGGAGCAAGGGCCACUCGAGGGAUAUUUAUCACACCAAACGAAUGCAAAGGGUAUUCUCCGCAAAAUUCACACCAGAUAACAAAUACAUUCUUUCUGGCUCAGACGACGGCAACGUUCGUCUCUGGCGCGCCGAGGCAUCUUCGCGAAGCGGCAUUAAGAGUGCGCGGGAGAGACAAAAACUCGCGUAUGAUGAGGCACUUAAGCAGCGGUAUGCGCAUAUGCCAGAGAUUCGCCGCAUUAAGCGUCACCGCCACCUACCCAAGGCUAUUAAAAAGGCCGGGGAGAUCAAGGCCGAGGAGAUUGCUGCUAUUAAGAGAAGAGAAGAAAAUCUACGCAAGCAUACUAAGAAGAAAGGCACAAUGCCGAGGCGUAGUGAAAGAGAAAAGAUGAUUUUGGCUAAGGAGCAGUAAACCGUACGGGGUUCUCGCACUGGCGCAAGGGACUUGGGCGUUUGGUGUUUGGUUCGUUAGUUUCUUUCUUUCUUGUUUAUUUUUUUUCCUCGGCGCGCCAAUAACCAGGUUACGUUCAACGAAAUGACUCUGUGGACACGAAGAUUAAUUAUUUAAAAGAGCGAUGGCCACUAGCACGAUGUGGCAGGGCAGGGUUACGGAUAGAAAGAACUGAAACGAGUCGAUUGUUCUCCAUCUAUGGAAACGAUUGAAAGUCUAUCGGCUGAAAUUAAAACCUGCUCACCAGGAGCGGACUGACAUUAUUAUCGUUACUUUAUCCCGCGAACCCUACAUAUGCAUGUACGCAUGAAGCUCCUUUCCUCGGGGGGGCAUGCUAGCACACCCAUGCAGAACCUAUUUCACAUCCCUAUCGCCACUUUCUAUCCUUCCACCUCCCUCCCCUCCUCCUCCUUCGCCAACGGAAUUGACAUGGACGAAGUGACAGCCUUCCUGUCAACUGCCCUAUCAAUCCCACUCAUAUACCUCGCCAGCCGUUGAAUGGCUACAGGUAAUAUCGCAUACCAACUAACCAGCGUCGCAUAAGCCGGUAGCCUAAUAACCCCACCGUUCCCACUAUCAACUGCCGCGACAAUGUCUCGUGCAACCUGCACAGGUUCCAAGACAGGCGCAAAGAAAUUAUUCGGAGUCUGCACGUCGUCAAAGAGUGGCGUGGCCAUCUGGCCCGUCUCGACUAGAAGCAUUUUUACCCGCUCAUUGUCGCCUGAGGUGCGCAGCUCGGCCUCAACGGUUUUGUGCACGGCGCCAAUGGCUGCCUUCGUGGCUGAGUAGUCUGAGAGGCCGGCCGGGGUAAGGUAGCUGCACACGGAACUUAGAGUGACGAUUGUACCGCCGGUGGGAGAAGUCAGCAUUCCCGGGAGGAAUUGCUGAAGGGUAUUGAAGCAGGAGAAAAGGUUUGCGUGGAUGGUUCUUGAGAUGUCGGCGGGGGAGAGGGAUGUUAUCGACAUGCCGUUGAUGGGGGCAGCAAUGCAGUUUAUGAGAAUCGUCGGGGUUCCAAGCUAGUAGUUUUCAAUUUAAAAUUAGCAUUAAUCCCAGUAUAUUUAAAACAAAUGGAUACAUCGCAAUCCCUUCAGUAGCACACAAUUGAACAAGAGCCCCAAAACACCCCCGUUGAACGUCAACGUAGCAGACAUGGGAGAACAACAUACCUCUUUUUCAAUCACUUGCCGAACCCUCUUCACCUCCGCCAAAUUACCCACAUCACACUUGAAAUACCUAACGCUAUGCACCUCCUCCCACUCUUCCAUUCCUCGCUCUUCGCCCUCCCCUUUCCCUUCCCCUUGACCCUCCGCUCCAAGAUCCCGCACAUCCAACACCGCCACAUCCACCCCCCGCAUCCCAUAUAUCUCCGCAACCAACAGGCCUAACCCACUCGCACCUCCCGCCACAACCACAACCUCAUCCUCCAACGACACCUCCCUCGGCAACCCAUAAGCAACUCGCUUGUUCACGAUAUUCAACAACAGCGCGAAUGAAAGGAGCGCGGCAUAGGCUGUUGUGACGAUGAAGGAAGUGUGGGAGUAUGGGGUCGCUUGGGCGCGGAGGCAGAGGGGGAUGAGCCAGGCUAUGAAAGGGUGGAAGAUCGUUCUGUGCAGGACGCGGAGGAUGAGGUCGAGAUUUAGGGCAUCGAUCCAGCGAGGGUUUGGGCGGGAAGUGGUCGUUGAGCGAAGGGGUGUGGAGGAAGGCGACGGCGAGGAGGAUUUGGAGCGGCGCCGGUUCAUGGUUUUGAUAGGUGACGCAGUUUGAGUCAAUGUGAAUUGAGGUUCUGAUUAAGGUUGCGAAUGGGAUUUUGUUAAUCCUUGAAUUGGCGAUGGAGGAGUAGGUCGCAUAGGGGACUUCAGGGUUUGAGAUGAGUGAAGCAAAUAAUUAAUUGAGCGCUCUGGACAGGGGUGCCGUUUAGAGAUCCUUUCGAAUUAUUUGUUUACACGAAAGAAAAAGACACGGAUUGUAAGUAUAGGUAGACUUUUCCCGGGCGUUACGAAGAUGGAAUGAAUGAUUAUUCUGACGCUCGCCGGGUUUCAGAGUGACGUGACAUCACUAGCAGCAGCACUUAUUCCCCGAUUCCCACUGACAAAGCACUGCAUGUACAGCACCAUUCGGACAUUUUUAAUUUAUCCAGCAUAUCUGUAAUCCAUGGAGUUACACCACGGUAUUUUUAUAAUAUGUUGAGGGUCGUCGGACGAAAACUACGUGCGUUUGGAAUUAUUCGCCUCAGUGUAAGGGUUUUAUAUACUGACUGGUCGUGGAUUUCGUAGCAACAGAACAUUAUAGUAUACCAAAGAGACUCAAAGC